AAGAACACCCCCAUUUCACCUGCCAAUUUUACUGGGAGUGGAAAAUGAAGAGGUAUAGGAAUGGAGAAAUAUGGGAUUUUGAGGAAGAAAUGCAGCUUGGAAAUGGAUUUUGUGAUCAGAGAGAAGUCAUACUGGGAUUGGAUGGUGAUACCACUUGUACUGUUUGUGUUUGUAUGCCUCUUAUCCCUUUUGCUGAUGAACUACCUGACCCUCCUCCUAUUCUCUCACGAGCAGUUGCUGGAUGCUCCAAUCACAAUAGCGUCGGAGAAAGCGCCGCGAGGGAUGCUUUAGAGCUAGUCAUGGCUGAUGCUCUUUCAAAAGCAGGCUCAACACGUUUCUGUGUGCAAGCUGUUUGUUUGGCUGUCUCUGGUGUCAACCAUCCAACAGAUAUAGAACGAAUAAUGAACUGGCUUAGAGAUAUAUUCCCCAGCCAUGUCCAAUUCUUUGUUCAGAAUGAUGCUGUUGCAGCUCUUGCAAGUGGAACAAUGGGAAAGCUUCAUGGUUGUGUCCUUAUUGCUGGUACAGGAACAAUUGCUUAUGGUUUCACUGAAGAUGGGAGAGAUGCUAGAGCUGCUGGUGCUGGGCCUGUAUUAGGAGAUUGGGGAAGUGGAUAUGGUAUAGCUGCACAGGCAUUGACUGCUGCAGUUAGAGCCUAUGAUGGUCGUGGUCCAUACACUGCACUUACGCCAAGUAUUCUAAGGAAGCUGGAUCUUUCUUCUCCUGAUGAGCUUAUUGGGUGGACCUAUUCAGAUCCAUCUUGGGCUCGGAUUGCGGCUCUUGUUCCAGUGGUAGUGACUUGUGCAGAGGGAGGUGAUGAAGUAGCAAAUAAGAUAUUGAGAGAUGCGGUUCAAGAAUUAGCUUCCAGUGUUAAAGCUGUUGUUAGAAGACUACAGUUGUGUGGUGAAGAUGGAAAUGAUACAUUUCCUCUUGUUAUGGUUGGAGGUGUUCUUGAAGCCAACAAGAAAUGGGAUAUAGGAAGAGAAGUCAUUAACUGUAUAUGCAAGGACUUCCCGGGGGUUCAUCCCAUUUGUCCAAAGGUGGAACCUGCCAUUGGAGCUGCUUUGCUUGCUUGGAACUUGUUGGCUAGGUAUAGUCGACAAGGGACUUUGAGAAGUGAAACCUAUUCUUCUUAAGAUACUUGAUCAAUUGUACAGCGCGUAAGGAUGAAUGGAAGGUUAUUUCAGCAUGUAUUCCAGAAUGGAAAAUAUGUGUUUUGUUUUUCCAUUUUUGUUAUAUAGAUUCUUCUUCCUCUUGAUCAAUUUUUGUUCAUCUUCUAUAUACUGAGUUGCAAUAAGUUAGUAAAGGUAAAGUUUGUUUAUCAUUUGUUGUAUUC
Molecule: messenger RNA, 1333 nt
Organism: Solanum verrucosum
Lineage: Eukaryota; Viridiplantae; Streptophyta; Magnoliopsida; Solanales; Solanaceae
Exons: 7
Coding region: 45-1133 (362 amino acids)
Source: RefSeq, a predicted model, not a curated record